Messenger RNA from Drosophila albomicans, 791 nucleotides. RefSeq lists its product as uncharacterized. The transcript is spliced from 2 exons. NCBI's taxonomy places the organism in Eukaryota, Metazoa, Arthropoda, Insecta, Diptera, Drosophilidae. The record is from RefSeq and is a predicted model, not a curated record. The coding region runs from base 60 to 713 and encodes 217 amino acids.
GCGCCUGAUACGAUUCUUCAGCAUUGUCAUAACGGUUGUGACUGCUGUUGGAACUCGUAAUGCAUAUACUUCUCCGCCUGUUGUCAGCGCUGUGCCUCUUGCAACUCUUGCACGCCGCUUACGAUGUCGUUGCACCCACACAGAAUUUAACGGCUUACCUUCAUGCACGUCAGAAGCGUCAUCAACUGGUAUAUCCAAAUGGAGCAACCAUUCGCCUGGUCGUCGGCCCUGUGAUGGGUGUGCAGCUGGACGAUCCGGUUGUGUGGCGCAGUUUCCUUCAUUACUAUACGCUGCACUUUGGAGGAUACUCAAUGCCCUCGACGCCUUUGUAUCCCUGGGACAAGUGGGAGACUAUUUUUGCCAGAUCGUUGAACGAACAGAUCCGACAGCUGGAUGCCUCGCAUGAGGAUGACACACGACUCUUUGCCUACACUGCAUUGGAACAAUACAUGGACAGCGCCAGUGGCGUCACGGGUCGUGGUCGAGAGUGCUUGCUGCGUGCCAUGUGCGAGAAUGCGCAAGUGCAUCAUCAUGUGGGGAUUAUGGCCGAGCUGUUAAAUGUGCUGCUAACACCCGGCAAGGCGUUUCUCGGGGAUGUUUACAGGGAGGCGCAUGCUGCGGGCGUGGCAGGUGUGGAUUGCUUGCGGCACUUUCCGGGCUGCCCUCGAGGUGACUCUGUGCUGGACGCCUUUGCUUUGGAUGUGAGCCAUUAAAGUGCAGGUUUGUGGGUUGACUUAGCGGGCUAAGCUCAGCUUUAAAUUCUGAAUUCAAAUGUGUAAAUAAACAAAAAU